Messenger RNA from Capsaspora owczarzaki ATCC 30864, 610 nucleotides. Its product is annotated as ribosomal protein S18. NCBI's taxonomy places the organism in Eukaryota, Filasterea, Ministeriida, Capsasporidae. Gene Ontology annotation, cellular component: ribosome; cytosol; small ribosomal subunit. The record is from RefSeq and is a predicted model, not a curated record. The coding region runs from base 38 to 496 and encodes 152 amino acids. Gene Ontology annotation, biological process: translation. The transcript has 3 exons. Gene Ontology annotation, molecular function: RNA binding; structural constituent of ribosome.
UUUUGGACUUGUCGCUCGUUCUCUCUCCUUUUUUACGAUGUCGCUCGUCCUUCCUGAGAAGUUCACGCACAUUCUGCGUAUGCUCAACACCAACAUUGACGGCAAGGUCAAGAUCCCCUUCGCCCUCACCAAGAUCAAGGGUGUUGGUCGCCGUUACUCCAACCUUGUCUGCAAGAAGGCUGACAUCGACCUCAAGAAGCGUGCCGGUGAGGUCAACGAGGCUGAGGUUGAGCGCCUGCUCAGCAUCCUCCAAAACCCCCGCUCGUACAAGAUCCCCGACUGGUUCCUCAACAGGCAGAAGGACAUCGUCGACGGCAAGACCUCCCAGGUCCUGUCCAACGGUCUUGACAACAAGCUUCGUGAGGACAUUGAGCGCCUCAAGAAGAUCCGUGCCCACCGUGGUCUCCGUCACUACUGGGGUGUCCGUGUCCGUGGCCAGCACACCAAGACCACCGGCCGUCACGGCCGCACCGUCGGUGUCGGCGCAAAGAAGUAAAAGCAUUCCAAAUCUGCCAUUACCAGUUUGGGUGUUUUUCCUCUCGAUUUUUGCUGCAUUGCUCCUGUGCUUCGAGUGAUGCUGUAUUAUGUCCCAAUACAAACUUCCAGUUAC